Molecule: messenger RNA, 2278 nt
Organism: Leptomonas pyrrhocoris
Lineage: Eukaryota; Euglenozoa; Kinetoplastea; Trypanosomatida; Trypanosomatidae
Exons: 1
Coding region: 143-2278 (711 amino acids)
Molecular function (GO): protein binding
Source: RefSeq, a predicted model, not a curated record
AGAUAUACGUUGGAACUUCUUAUUUCCGCAUACGCACGUGAACGCGCUUACUUGGAUCUACGAUAGGGUAGGCUUCUUAUUUUUGCCCUUCUUGUUUCGUUCAUCUUUCUUCUAGACCGACGCUUCUUCUUUCAGAGUUCACAUGUCGUCCAGUGCCGUGCACACCUGCGAAAGCAGCAACUGCGGCCACAACCACGGCGAUGGCGCAGAGGCGCAGCCGCCAAUGACGGACCAGAACUCAGGUGAUUUCCAUCCGUUUCUCGAGGCGCUCAAACCGGUGUUCCCCGACAACGGCGGCGAGAUGCCCAUCGGCGAGUUGCUGUUGGUGCUGAAGCAGAAGAAGCCGGAGGUCUUCCAGCAGUUGGAUCGGCUUUUCGAAACGGCCCGCCACGUCUCCGGCGUGGAUGAGCAAAUAGCGCUAAAGUGGAAGGAGAAAGGCAACGCUGAGUACAAAAAGCGGCUGCAUCAGCAGGCCGUCUUCUCCUACACCAACGGCCUUCUCUGUGCGGAGAGCGCCGACACGCUCGCCGUGCUGCUCAACAACCGCAGCACCGUCUUCUUUGACCAGCAUCGCUACGCGGACGCCUGCGUUGACGCCGAUCGCGCCUUUACGUACCAGCCCACCUACUGGAAGGCACUGACGCGUCGAGGGCGGUCUCUAGUCGAGCUGGGCCUCGAAAAGCUGGGUGAGAAGGAUAUCGAAGCGGCGAAGCAGGAGUCGCAGGAGACGGCCAAUUCCUCGGCAACGAUGUCAAAAGUGUUUGGUGAGGCGGCAAGUGGAAUGGCGACGGCGGCGCUGCCCCCGCGUGCGCAUGUGAAGGUGCCGGUGCAGGUGGAGAGGUCCGCCAAAGGCCGCUCCCUGGCCGCCGCGAGCCGAUUAUCAGAGGGGGAGGUGAUGGACGAGACACCGUACGCGUUGGUGGCGCGGACGGAGACGCUGCUGUCCGUGUGCUCGUACUGCCUGCAACACAGCUCCUGUCUCUAUCAUGGCGAGGAGUACCGCCAGCAUAAAAUCAAAUCGCGCGGCUUCUUCUGCAGCGCGGCGUGUGCGAAGGCCGCAUGGGAGCACUACGGCCAACACGAGAGCAAGCACGCCUUUUUUCUAUGUUGCCCCAACGACGCGCUGCUGGCCUAUCGCAUGAUCCUCGGCAUGCGUGAAUUUCCCUCCCUGUCGGAGCUGACCUCGCCGGUGGAGCUCGACCCUGUCACCGGAAGCGAUUUCGGUGCCACGCACAUUCACUCUCUUGAAGGGAGCUUUACGCGUGAGCUGCAGCCCAACGCAGCCGUUGGCGGCUACGAGUCCCUCGUCGCGGCGAUCGCCCUAUACGCGGACGCCCUCACCGAGGCGGAGGCGGAGCAGCUGCGUAAGGCGCAACGGCAAAUUCUUUUGAACGCGGUGGACGUCACGUGUGUGAUGCAGACGUCCGCCACUGCCUCGAGCGCCAACAGCGGUGCGGGGUUGCUGCAGACGAAUACGUCCACUGCGCAUCUUGGCAAGGCCGUGUACGCCGUCGGCACACUCUUCAACCAUGCUUGUGAUCCAAACUGCUACGUGUCGUUCGAGGGCAACCCGCAGGGCUCGUGCGCAAAGCUGCUGGUGCGUGCUAUUCGGCCAAUCAUGGAAGGGGAAGAGCUCACGGUGGCCUACGGCGGCAUCACCUGCUUCUCCUUCCACAGUAUGCGCCACCGACUGCAGACGCUGCGCGACCGCUAUGGGUUUCUGUGCGGCUGCCCGUCGUGCCGCAACCAGGUUGACGAGCCGGUGCUAACGACGGAAAAGGAAAAAUACAUUCAGGCUUCCGACUACUAUCAGAAGGGACGCCGCCUGGUACGCGAGGGCGACUACGCGACGGCCGUCACGGUGCUGCUGCAGAGCUACGAGAUUGUGAUGCGCUACAUCUGUCCGCCGCCAAAGCCGCCGCAGUGGAUGUUGAUCAAAACCCACGACGCCCUGGCGCAGGCGUACUUCCACUUGAAUCAGCGCGACAAGUGUGUGGAGCACCUGAAGGAGGCCCUAAGGCUUGACAUCGAAAUCCACAAGACCGCCAACCGCGUGGAGCUGAUCAACGAGUACACGCGUCUCUCCUUCCUUGCCGAGACAGCGGAGGAUAAGGAGGCGAACGUGGCCAAGGCGGUGGAGCUGCUGCGCCGCUUCUACGGGCCGUCCAACAUGUUGGAGUUACAAGUCGCGUACGUGCAGUCGAGUCUUAAGGUGGACUCUGACACGGGUCGCAGCACCGUUGCCGCCCCUGCUGCUGCCGACGCAACCGUCGCCUAA